CAGAAUGAGAUCAUAGUUUAAAGCCUUAGAAGGUGCAUGAAUGACCUUUUAUCAUAUUGAUGGUUACGCUUUCAUGCAAAGUAGAAAGUUAAUAUAAGAGGAUUCGUCUGAAAACAUGAAACACUUAUAAAGGUUUUACCAAUACUUGACCCUACGAUGAAUUAUCUAGAUAAAGCACAACAAGAAAAUACUGUAAUCAUAACUUAUUGUACUUUAUUAAAGGUUUCCGUAAGAAAUGCUUUAAGUGGCCUUGCUUUGGCGGUGGUUAUGGGGGCGGAUACGGCGGUGGCAUGGGUGGCGGUUUUGGCGGUGGAUACGGCAUGGGAUAUGGCGGUGGCAUGGGUGGCGGUUUUGGCGGUGGAUACGGCAUGGGAUAUGGCGGCGGAUAUGGAAUGGGUUAUGGCGGUGGCAUGGGUGGUGGUUAUGGCGGCGGAUACGGAAUGGGUUAUGGCGGUGGCAUGGGAGGCGGCUUUGGUGGUGGAUACGGAGGAGGAUAUGGAAUGGAUGGCUGGGGAGGCAGAAGAUGUAGAUGUAGACACCGAUGCUGGUGGGGAGAGAGUCCAAGUGGCAGGUGUCCUUGGUGUCAAUCUUGCUGUAAAUAGAAAAUCUGGUGUUGUAGGGGCAAGAAAUACUAAAACGUUUCAAGUAAAGACUUUUUUCAGGGAUUAUCUAACAGACAUGUACCGGUUAUCGACUGUGAAUUUUGAGAAAGAUUUCUACAAUAUUAUUUAUUUAUAUUAAAUAAAUCAAGCAUUAUA
This is a messenger RNA of Ruditapes philippinarum (Manila clam), 758 nucleotides long. RefSeq lists its product as uncharacterized. NCBI's taxonomy places the organism in Eukaryota, Metazoa, Mollusca, Bivalvia, Venerida, Veneridae. Bases 157 to 741 code for a protein of 194 amino acids. The transcript is spliced from 2 exons. The record is from RefSeq and is a predicted model, not a curated record.